Molecule: messenger RNA, 1979 nt
Organism: Oreochromis aureus
Lineage: Eukaryota; Metazoa; Chordata; Actinopteri; Cichliformes; Cichlidae
Product: protein FAM107B
Exons: 5
Coding region: 1145-1672 (175 amino acids)
Source: RefSeq, a predicted model, not a curated record
CUGCUGUCAACUAAGACCUGGAAACUGAAGCUGCAGUUUGCCUAUGUAAUACUACGCAUGAGUAUCAAUUUCUGCUGAAACCUGCAGAUGGGAGCGUGAGAAUUUGACCUAAAUAACAUGAAAGCAUGGGUCCAUCCUGUCUUGUUUCAGUGGCUCAGGCUGCUGCUGGUGGUGUAAUGGUGUGUAUUUUGUUGUCACACUUUGGGCUCCUUAAACACCACAGCCCACCUAAGAAUUGUUGACCGUGUCCAUCCCUUUAUGACCGCGGUGUCUCCAUCUUCUGAUGGCUGCUUCCAGCAGGAUAACGCACCAUGUCACAAAGCUCAGAACUCACUGUCAUGGUUUUUUGACCUUGACAGUAAAUUCACUGUACUAUGAUGGCCUUCCAGGAUUAGUAUUUCUUCCCCCGUUGAUAUUUCUUGAUAUUUUUAUCCUAAUGAACGCUCCAAGCAUAGAAGAUAUGCCUUUUUUUUAGAUUAGUGAUUGUGGGCUGUAUAGUAAAUGUUCAAAUAGUAGAAGUCAAGUUUCUGAGUAUUGUGCACAUAUCUCUUACUAAUGGCCUCGAAACACUUUUGUUCCUUUACAACAAAUCUGCUUUACCACUAGACUAAUUACUUUGGUCCAGUGGUUCAAAGCAUAGAGCGACGGCUCCUGUAAGGGGGUCACAAGUUUAAAUGUGACAGAUUAGAAAAUGAUUAAUGGGACAGAGAAGAAGUAGUUCUGUUCUCUUGUAAUUUUAUAGACUUUUCCCCGAGCCUUGUGUGUUUAAUUUAAAAUCUUAAAUCUUUUUAGCUAAAUCCAUCCAGCCAUCCAUUCAUCCAUUUAGCCGGUCUAUGGCAGUGCUUUAAAAUAAACAGUCCAAUAAAAUGCAUGUAUACAAAUCUACUUAAAUACAGCACUUAAUAAGUAAGUAUAGAGUUAAAUGUUUUGGUCUUUUUGCUGAACACCUUUAGUCUGCUCAACAGGAGCUUUUCUCGGUAGUGGCUUCCCUCUGGUCCAAACACAGGGCACUUUCCUCCCUCUGUGGCAUUCUUGGCUGCUGGAGCAGAGAGAGAGGGUAACCUCAAAUUAUUGCUGAAACCCCAUAAAGUGUGAGCCCAGACGGAAUCUGUGCAAGCACCAAAUCUGGACUCACUCUGAAGACAUGGGAGUCACCCAUGGGAAGAAGAGAGAUCUUCAGCAUUUUCCAGGUAGAGAUGAGACACAGUUUCAUAUGUAUGCCUCCAUGAUGCAGACUCAUCAAACCGAACUUGAAGGCCGAUUUUCAGAGCUUCAGGCUUUUCCAUCCCAACUGCAGAGUGAGGAGGAGAGCAGUAAUCUAAUCAGACCCCUAAAAGCUACUAGUGCGAUAACUGCCCUGGAGAGCCACCGGGAGCUGCAUAAGGAACUGCGGAUGACCCACAAGAGGAAGAGAGUGUCUCAAGAAGGAAAGACUGAACUCCAGCGAGUUCUGGAAAAAAGGAAAUGGGAACAAAGAUUGAAAGCGAGCAGGGAUCAAGAGGAGGCAAAGAAGAAGACAUCAGAGCUACAUCAAGAGCUGCUGAAAAGACAACAGAGGCUUGAAAAUCUGGAAAAAGAUCAGAAAGUUAAACAAGAAGAACCAGAGUUCAUCCAAGUCAAAGAGAGACUGAGGAAGACUGCAGUGCCCUGUGCAAGGGCAAAAGAAGUGUGACCGUUUUAUAACUACGUGUGUGUUUUGUAUUCACAGUCAGUGCAAUAGACUGUUGGGAAUAACUGACCUGGUGAAGGAUUCUUCUGCUAUAAAUAGAAUAGAUAGAUAAUACAGCUCAAUGCUCAUGAUCGAGGCGACACCUUCUGGUCAAGUGGAGACACGUCAUCACUUUGAAUAGUGUCUUUUGUUUUUCUCCUCAAUACUUUGGUUAAAUGUGACUUAGAGCAAAAUGUUCAGUAGAAUAAGAAAACUAUAAAAAUUUGAUUGUAUACAGACAUUGUUGAUUCUUUUUUCUCCAACAGCACAA